Verticillium alfalfae VaMs.102 is the source of this 846-nucleotide messenger RNA. RefSeq lists its product as hypothetical. The coding region runs from base 1 to 846 and encodes 281 amino acids. The record is from RefSeq and is a predicted model, not a curated record. The transcript has a single exon. Lineage: Eukaryota; Fungi; Ascomycota; Sordariomycetes; Glomerellales; Plectosphaerellaceae. Gene Ontology annotation, molecular function: acyltransferase activity, transferring groups other than amino-acyl groups.
AUGGGCACCCCAUUUAUAUCCCUCCAAGAGCCGACGCCGCUAGACGACUACCUCCUCGGGCGCCCUCACGAUGCCCAACCGCCGUCCAUUCCUAAAUCCUUUUCCGACGCCAUGGAGGUGCGCACCGCCGUCUUCAUCGAGGAGCAGGGUGUGCCCGCCGAGAACGAGUUCGACGCUGACGACAGCCGCUGCUGCCACUGGGUCGUCUACGCGUCUGUCAAUCAGGUCGUCCAGGAGGAGGUCGUCGACGCCAACGGUAACAUCACGACGCCACGACGCAGCAGUACCCGGUCAACUCCCAUUGGCACCGUUCGUCUCGUGCCCUUUCCCCACGCGCCGCACCCAAAGGACGGCGGAGAGUACUGGGACGGCAUGCUCAAGGGCGGGGCCGUAGAUGGGGUUGAGGGCGGGGACGCCACGGCGGGACCACCGGGGCGGGGUGAGGACGGGAUCCUGCUCCAUGAGGCGGAUCGGGCGACGAGCCUGCACGAUGGAAAGGAGCCGUAUGUCAAGCUGGGACGGCUGGCGGUCGUGAAGGAGUUUCGGGGUCAUGGCAUUGCGAAGCUCUUGGUCGGACAGGCGUUGGGAUGGCUCAGGAAGAACCCGACGUAUUUCGACCCCAGUAUCAAGGAACAAGGUCUUGAAUCAUUGGGUGCCGCUUCCGAGAAGGACAUUCCAAAAUGGGGUGGUCUCGUCUGCGUACAUUCACAGGAGCAAGUCACUGGGACGUGGGAGCGUUUCGGAUUCAAUGUCGAUGAGGAAAUGGGCCGAUGGAAGGAAGAGGGUAUUUGGCACCGGGGUAUGUUCAUGAGACUGGAGCUUGGGGGUGACGAAGCUUCAUCCUAA